GGUGAAAGUUUUUUAUUCUUUUUCACCUUUAUUUCUUUUUUCGUCCUUCAAAAUCUUUUUCCCCCUAAAAUCCCACUUCCAAACAGGGCCUUAAGGUGACAGCUAGAAGAAGCCCAUUGAGGAGAGGAAAAAGAAGGAAAAUGCUCACUUCCAUUAUGCUAGGGCACUUUUCCAGGUCGUCAUUGCUCUCCUCAUUGAUCAGAAGCUGAGAAAGAAAUGGCAGAGACGUUCAUGAAUCCUCUCAUUGAAAAGUUGGUUGGCCUACUUGCUGAAGAAAUAUAUUUGGUAAGAGGAGUCCGCAAAGAAGUCAAAAGUCUGAAAGAUGAAUUGGAGAUCAUCCAACCUUUCCUUAGAGAUGCAGAGGCGAAAUCGGAGAAGGGAGAAGUGAACGAUGCUGCGAAAGUAUGGUUGAAGCAAAUAAGAAAGCAAGCAUAUCGCAUUAAAGAUGUGGUCGAUGAGUACCUUUAUCAUGUUGAACAACAUCGCCAUGAUGGUGGGUUUAUCGGCUCUUUACGCAAAGGUGGUCACUACAUCAAAACUUUGAAACUGCGCUGUGACAUAGCUUCAGAUAUCAAAGAAAUUAAAGAGUCAUUGCGUGAAAUCAAGGACAGAGGUGUCAGCUAUGGUUUAAGACCUCUGGAACAAGGAUCAAGUAGCAGCACAACUAAUAAUGAAGCACGCGACCCUCGCCUCGGAUCCCUUUUCCUGGAGGAAGAUGAAAUUGUUUGUAUUGAUGGAGCAUCCAAGGAACUAAUAAGAAGGUUAACUGAAGGACCAUCCACGCGCACACUGACUUCGUUGGUAGGUCAAGGUGGAAUUGGCAAGACAACUCUGGCUAGGAAGGUCUACAACGAUGAAGUUGUGAAAGCUCACUUUGAUUGUUGUUCAUGGAUCACGGUAUCUCAGUCAUACGAUAUGCAGAAGCUUUUGAGGAUCCUAGCAAGGCAGAUAUGCACUGCAGGGGAGCGAAUUGAGGAAGAUUGUUCAGAGGAAGAGUUAAUUUGUCUAUUGAGGCAGCAUCUGCAAACAAAGAGGUACAUGAUUGUUUUUGAUGAUGUAUGGCAGAAAGAUUUUUGGAAAGAUAUGAAACAUGCUGUGCCAAAUAAAGAUAAAGGCAGUAGGAUAAUUAUCACAACACGUAAUUUCACCGUGGCUAGUUUUUGUUGUGAAAACCCUCGUGAUCUUGUCCAUGAGGUACAAACUUGGUCCUCAGAAAUGGCUUGGCAAUUAUUUUGCAAGAAGGCAUUUCGAAGUGAUGAGUUUGCAGGGCGUUGUCCCCAAGAGUUGGAGCAAUUGUCUCGUGAGAUUGUUAGCAAAUGCCUAGGCUUGCCACUUGUCAUUUCGACCAUAGCUGGUCUUUUGUCAACCAAAGAAAGAGUCGAUUCUGAAUGGAGAAAAGUGCUUAACAAUAUUAGUUCAGAGUAUGAAAGAACUGAUAUUACGAAAAUUCUCUCCCUAAGUUAUCUAGAUCUACCUUACCACCUUAAGACUUGCUUCUUAUAUUUUAGCAUCUUUGGUGAAGACCAUAAGAUUUCUGAAAGUACAUUGUAUAAACUAUGGUCUGCUGAAGGUUUUGUUAAAGCAAGAAGAAACAAAACAAUGGAAGACGUAGCCGAAGAAUACUUAAAUGAGCUCAUCCAAAGAAACUUGGUUUUGUUUGAAAUAGAAUUUGGUGUUGAAAGAGUAUGUAAAGUCCAUGAUCUGAUGCACGAUAUCAUCUUAACUAGAGCAGGUGAAUUGUGCUUUUCACAAACUAUGAAUAAAAGUAACCUCAAUCUUGAAGAAAACAGUUACCGCCUCUCAAUUCAUGAUACUACAGAAAAUGUCUUGGAAAGAGUUAUGGAUUCCAGCAUUCGGUCUAUUUUUCUGUUUGACGUCAAGGAAUGUACAAGGUCGUUCAUGAUUAAUUUAGUUGAAAGUUUUAAACUUUUGGAAGUGUUAGAUUUUGAUAAGGUGCCUCUUGAUGAUCUCCCAAAAGAAGUGGGGAAGUUGUUCCACUUGAAAUACUUGUGUUUAUCAGGUACAAGGGUGAAAGUUCUUCCCAAAUCUAUUGGUAAGCUGCACAAUCUACAGACAUUGGAUGCUAGGAACACCUUAGUGACGGCGCUACCGAUCGAGAUUACUAAACUAAGGAAUUUGCGACACCUUCGCAUUUAUUCAAUUGCUAAGAAUAGCCAUUCAGGUUUGAAUACAUAUUGCGGUGUGAGGAUACAUGAAGGAAUUGGAAUGUUGGAGGAGUUGCAAACACUAGAGAAGGUGGAAGCAUAUCCUGAUGGAGUUGGUUUUGUCAAAGAGCUGCAGAAGCUUAGGAAAUUAAAACGUUUGGAUAUUUUAAAGGUGACAGCAGAAAUGUGA
Messenger RNA from Morus notabilis, 2355 nucleotides. RefSeq names its product disease resistance protein RPM1. Gene Ontology annotation, molecular function: ADP binding. NCBI's taxonomy places the organism in Eukaryota, Viridiplantae, Streptophyta, Magnoliopsida, Rosales, Moraceae. The transcript is spliced from 3 exons. The record is from RefSeq and is a predicted model, not a curated record. Gene Ontology annotation, biological process: defense response to other organism. The coding region runs from base 217 to 2355 and encodes 712 amino acids.